AUGAAUCCCAGCGGCUGUCCGACCUUAUCUUCGAAUCUGUGCCGCCGGCAAUCACGGCGACUCCCCAAGUCCGUCUUCUUUACGUGCGCCUUUUUCUGCGUCUCAAGUGCGCGGCGACAUUCACUUCCUGCAGCGGCAGGAGGGCGAUUCGGUGGAGCUCCGCUGCGCCAUCCAGCCCAGGAGGCGCUCCACUUUGGGCUUCUCCCUGAAGCGCACGUGGCGUCACCCCGGCCAAGUUCUUUUCAAGUACACCGGCAGCGAGGCGUACGUCAACGCCCCCGCCGACGGACGGCGCCUGGCGGUGGCGGCGACCCCAGCAGCCGCUCUCUGACCGUCACCUUGUCCGAGCUGACGGCCAACGACACGGACCGCUACGAAUGCGAGUUCGUGGUGGCCCGCCCGUCUUCUGAGGACGAGCUCGUGCCGGGAGACACCGAAUUUUUCCUACUGGUCAAUGCCGCAAAAACGGGGCGCAUCGAAGUGUGUGAGGGGGGCUCGGCCGUGGUCCCCUGCCUGCCCCCUCGCGGCGAGGACCUUCCGGUGGAGGGCGCGAGGCUGAUACGGCGGAGGGGCCCUGCUCCGGCGGAGCUGCUCUACCACACCAAGCGGCACUCCGGCGAAGGCCAAGUGUCCGCGUCCUCGCGGUUCCAGCUGGGCUCGGCCCCGGGCCCCGGGGGCUUCACGUACAACCUCACCCUGCGACACCUGCGGCCGCAGGACGGCGGCCUGUACAGCUGCCAGCUCCUCUUGCGGGGGCUCCCCGACGCCAGCGUCUCGCUAGACGCGAGCCGAGCCGUCUUUGUUUCGGUGGAAGGUCCAUGCGGCUGCUCCAACUACCCAACUCUGCUGUACGCGUUGUCCUCCGCCGUGCUGGUCCUCAUCGUACUCCUCACGUUAAUGCUCAUCUAUCACAAACGAGCACGCAGCCGGGCGGCCUCACGCCCUGCGGUGCCCAUCUACGAGGAGAUGGCCGGCGUGAAGACUCGAGACAAGCUGGACGACGGCGAGGGGUCCGAGUACAGGAACUGCAAAAUGAAGAAAACCUGCACGGAAAACCAUUACGAAACUCCCAUCCGGUCAGCUUUCUAAACAGAACAAGCUCCCUUGUCGCAAUAUCACACCUCCAUCUUUAAAAAAAAAAAAAAAAAAAAGGUUUCUUUCAAGAAAUACACAACUCUGAAAAAGUCGGGAACGCAGCGUUGCCUCGACCUGGUCGCGGAGCCCGGAGUUCAGACCAAAAGCUGCACGUAGCCGUUAUGCUGCAAAGCGAAGCAAGGUCAGCCCCAAGUGUCGAUAUUUUCGAAUCAGUUGAAGAUGUGUUCGAUUUAUAAUUUUUUUUUUUAGCGCAUUUCCAUUCAUAUUUAAAGUCAUCAUGACAAGGUUUAGUGGACAGGGCGUAAUUUAAAGACUUCACGGUCACGUUUAAAGUCAACAAUUGAUGCGAGGAUACCGCUGAAGAGCGUCAACAAAUGACAUCAACAAUCGAAAACGGGCAGUCACGUGACUCUUAGAUGUUAACUUUAUAUUACAUUAAUGUCAGUUGUUGACUGCGAAUGUUACGAUGACUUAAAAUUUCAUCGUUGACAACUUCAUUUUUCAUCCCGUCGACUUUAAAAGUCAGCGUGACGACUUUCAAUCACAUCUCAGCGUUUUUUUUUUUUUUUUGGUUUGUUUUUUUUUGUCCUUCUUCUCGUUAGGUGACCCAAACGGGCUGUUCUACAGUUAAGCUCUUUCAAAACAUUUAUCAAAUUUGUUCCAUGCACUGCACGUUUGCUGAGCAAGUUCUCUUUCAUUUCCGUACUUUGUCUUUAAAUACUUUUAGUUACGUCAUUUAGUUAGCUUGUGUAUGGAACGCGCACCCCAAAAAGUGCCUUGCUUUGAGAUACGAGUGACCCGAUAUAGGAAUUCCUCGAGAAAUGAGUCUUUUUUUUUUUUUUUAACGGGCAAAGUUUGGUGGCAACUUCCUUCGCAAUAAGCAGAUAACAAUGAACAAUUAAUCAAAAAUAAAAGAUUUGGAGCUGUUUAUUUCUGCUCCCAGUUGAAGUUUACUCUCAAACGAAACAUCAAACAAAUGAGAAUUAGCUCAGUGCUAACAAACAAUGCAACACGCGAUUGACAUGAUAACAAUUCACGUCGAAAGUCACUUUUAGUCAUAGUAGAAUUAAUAUAGUAGUACUAUUAUUCUUCAUUUGUGUCGAAUUGACUGAAUUAUGUCCGCUCUGGUACCGGUUCUGCGUGCCUUUCGGGAAGACAGUAGAAACUUUACACAGGUUGUUGUGAUGGGGUUUUUUAAUUUAAAUGUUGAAUUAAAUCUUGAUUUUAUUUUGACAGUUUUAUUAUUUUUAUGUGUUUUCUGACUUCUGAUUUCAGUUCUCAAUGUGUAGCAGACUUUUGGUCAACAUUUGAACUGUAGUUUUAGAAACAAGAUCAAAAAUAAACUUGACUGUGUCCCAUUAAUAAUUACCACCUGAAAUUCUUAUCUUCAGAGACAAUGAAGAGCCAUUACCAACUAUCAUUAAUGUACAGUAUUAUUAUUAUUAUUAUGAAAGUAUCAUGCAACAAUGGCCGACAGCAGAACCCAACUGGUUUCAGCCAGACUGCGGGAAAGAUGUGAAAUGAAAACACGCUACACGUCAUAGCGGAUGAAUUAUGAGUUGAAAUUGAGAUUGGUUUAAAUAUUCUAUAUGAAUGCACUUGAAAAAGCCUCAAAAGUGGGAAAUAAAAUAAAAUCAGAUUUAACAGACAUUUGUAGCUGCUUCCU
This is a messenger RNA of Syngnathoides biaculeatus (alligator pipefish), 2761 nucleotides long. RefSeq names its product cd7 antigen-like (gene cd7al). Gene Ontology annotation, cellular component: membrane. Lineage: Eukaryota; Metazoa; Chordata; Actinopteri; Syngnathiformes; Syngnathidae. Gene Ontology annotation, biological process: adaptive immune response. Gene Ontology annotation, molecular function: signaling receptor activity. The transcript has 4 exons. The record is from RefSeq and is a predicted model, not a curated record. The coding region runs from base 1 to 1089 and encodes 362 amino acids.